Molecule: messenger RNA, 4681 nt
Organism: Chelmon rostratus (copperband butterflyfish)
Lineage: Eukaryota; Metazoa; Chordata; Actinopteri; Chaetodontiformes; Chaetodontidae
Product: calpain-1 catalytic subunit-like
Exons: 22
Coding region: 1642-3756 (704 amino acids)
Biological process (GO): proteolysis
Cellular component (GO): cytoplasm
Molecular function (GO): calcium ion binding; calcium-dependent cysteine-type endopeptidase activity
Source: RefSeq, a predicted model, not a curated record
UUUUAAAGGAGCUGCAGGUUGCCUUUGAAGCGGCGGGUCGAGGGGACCCCAGAGACAGAGGGACUGCUGGCUGUUGUAGGGCAUUGUUGAGGUUGAAGUCCUAUGGAUGACAUCAUCAUCACAGGAAUGUCCCGAUCAGCAUUUCUCUGCCCAUUGAGGGAAAAUAGAGACAUCCUUUUGAUCAAUGGCCAGCAGUAGUCUCUCUUUAGGUGUCUGACAAAGCAGAGGGCCAUUCCUGCAGACUCCACAGGCAUAUGGGGCCUCAGGAUGGGGGGCUGGCCCAUAAGCAAUGUCCUUGCCUGCAGAAUUGCUUCUACCAAAAGUGUAGACUGUUUUGCAAACAUCAGAUUUGUUCUCUAACUCUUCAGAGAAACUAAUUUUUCUCCCGGUCUCUCAGCACUGUAGCUCCAUCCAAGUCUUCCCCUGUUUCAGUGUCUGGACUGUGUACUGAACUGAGCUCAUUAAGAUUCCUUUCCAGUGCAGCAGAGCAGCAUAAAAGAUCCCCCCCAAUGCCCCAGUUUAUUUAGCACUGAUUCAGAAACUUAGAAACUCAGAAGCAUAUCUGCCAGCUUCUUGUCGAAGUUGGUUACUUUUAAAUUCCUGGUUUCCUCGCAAAGCUAUUAUGCCCUCCCUGGAGGCUUGACUGAAAGAUGUUAAACUCUCCGACACAGAAGAGCAAGUGCGUUCAGGGAGGAGAAAAAGACCCCCCCACACUGAGUCGUAAACACUGAAGUCCAUCAGGGCCUGUUUUUCCUACCCCAGCUGCACAAGCGUCUGCAUCUCCGGGGCAAUCCAGAUUAUUUGAAAGAGAAAACACUUCAUCUUUAGCAGUGCCACAUCUUGAGUGAAUGACUCUCUCUCUUUCUCUUGUCUCAUUCGCCCUCUCAGCGUGCCUAUACGGACAAGGUAUCGUAUUUCUAAAUUCUUUUGUCGUUGUUCCUGGGUUUGCUGUGUUUAAGGUGCUGUCUUGUCUCACAUUUCUCAGUAGUCGCUUUUCUUCUGUACAGGCUUUCUUUAUGUCCGUUAUGUCUCUGCUGGGCGUUUGUUUACUUCAGUUUCUAACUGAACUCGGAUCUUUUACGUUUUACUUACUCAUUAACUGCUCAGUUAUAUAUUUACAUCCUAACAUGAAGGUAAUCGAAGUCUCCACACUGUCAAGAGCAAAAUUCUGGGGACACAAUACUGAGCCCAUGUUUGUUUAUUAUUUUGUUGUCUUAAAAGUAGUCUGAUUUAAACAUAUUGAGUCUAAAAAUAAUGAACCGCCUUAUAAAAUACACAUUAUGUGUACAUUUUUAAUGGCAAUUGCAGGUUGCUGAACCUAAAAUCUGAGUAACAUAGAUUAAAAUAUUAAAAUAGAAUACAAAGGAUCUGACCUCAGUUUCCUCCUGACUGUUAUAAUUUUUUCAAGGUAUUUAGCUUUGUGUUGCUUUUGGGCAAACAACUUAGAAUCCAUCUGUUCAACCAGGUCAGACUAAUUAGUUGCAGGCAGAUCUAAUGAUUCAGUCCUUAUCUCCACACACUCCCACACCUGAUUGCUGUGCUGUAACUCUCAGACAAGAGUGUGCUACCAAAUAGCCCUCUGCUAUUUAUAGACAGCACUGUGCAUACCCACCCAGCUCCAUAUUUUUAUCCCCCACCAGCAUGUAUCCGGCUGGAGGGAUAGCUGCAAGCAUAUACACCAACAGGCUGCGGGCAGAGGGCAUGGGCACCAAGGAGCAGGCUGUGAUCUUCUCCAACCAGGACUAUGAGGCACUGAAGCAGCAAUGUGUGGAGUCGGGCUGCCUGUUUGAAGACCCCUGCUUCCCCGCUGAGCCUCCCUCCCUGGGCUUCAAGGAGCUCGCCCCCUAUUCCUCCAAAACUAGAGAUGUGGAGUGGAUGAGGCCCACGGAACUGACGGAUGACCCUCAGUUCAUUGUGGGUGGGGCCACCAGAACGGACAUCUGUCAGGGAGCGCUGGGCGACUGCUGGCUGUUAGCAGCCAUCGCAUCUCUCACCCUGAAUGAGAAGCUUCUUCAUCGAGUUGUCCCACAUGGGCAGUCCUUCCAAGAUGACUAUGCUGGAAUCUUCCACUUCCAGUUCUGGCAGUUCGGCGAAUGGGUGGACGUUGUGAUAGAUGACAGAUUGCCUGUCAAAGACGGGGAGCUGAUGUUUGUCCACUCUGCUGAGGGCAAUGAAUUCUGGAGUGCACUCCUGGAGAAGGCUUAUGCCAAGCUGAACGGCUCCUAUGAGGCUCUGUCUGGAGGAAGCACCACAGAAGGGUUUGAAGACUUCACAGGUGGUGUGUCUGAGAUGUACGAGCUCCGCAGCGCACCCAGAGAUCUGCACAAGAUCAUUGGCAAAGCCCUGGAGAGAGGCUCUCUGCUGGGCUGCUCCAUCGAUAUCACCAGUGCCUUCGACAUGGAGGCUGUUACGUUCAAGAAGCUUGUGAAGGGCCACGCCUACUCAGUCACUGGACUGAAGGAGGUUGAUUUCCGUGGCAACAUGGAACGCCUGAUCCGAGUCCGUAACCCGUGGGGCCAGGUGGAGUGGACCGGUGCCUGGAGUGACAACUCCUCUGAGUGGGAUGAGAUUGACCCCUCUGAGCGAGAAGACCUGCAUCUUCAGAUGGAAGAUGGGGAGUUUUGGAUGUCCUUCAAUGAGUUCAAGAGGCAGUUUUCUCGGCUGGAGAUCUGUAACUUGACCCCUGACGCUCUGAGCGAGGACGGCCUCAGCUACUGGAACACCAUGAAGUUCUACGGCACGUGGAGGAGAGGCAGCACUGCCGGAGGCUGCAGGAACCAUCCCAACACGUUUUGGAUCAACCCUCAGUACAAGAUCACGUUGCUGGAGGAGGAUGAUGACCCAGAAGACGAUGAGGUGGCGUGCAGCUUUUUAGUAGCCCUCAUGCAGAAGGACCGCCGCAGAUAUCGCCGCCACGGUCAGGACAUGCACACCAUUGGCUUUGCUAUCUAUGAGAUUCCAGAAGAGUACAGAGGCUGCCAGAAUGUCCAUUUGAAGAAAAAUUUCUUUUUGAGCAAUUCAUCGUGUGCCCGCUCGGAGACCUUCAUUAACCUGCGAGAGGUGAGCACACGGCUGCGCCUGCCCCCUGGAGAGUACCUCAUCGUCCCCUCCACCUUCGAGCCCAACAGGGAGGCUGACUUUGUCCUCAGAGUCUUCACUGAGAAGCAGUCAGAAACAGAAGAACUGGAUGAUGAAAUCUCUGCUGAUUUAGGAGAUGAGGAUGAAAUAACUGAAGACGACAUUGAUGACUCCUUUAAGUCCAUGUUCGCUCAGUUAGCUGGAGAGGACAUGGAGAUUUCUAUUCAUGAACUUAGGACCAUCCUAAACAGAGUUGUCACCCGGCACAAGGAUCUUAAAACUGAUGGCUUCAGUAUGGAAUCAUGCAGGACCAUGAUCAACCUGAUGGAUAAAGAUGGCAGCGCCCGUUUAGGGCUGGUGGAGUUUCAGAUCCUCUGGAACAAGAUCCGAAAAUGGCUGGUCAUAUACAGACAGUUUGACAUUGAUAAGUCAGGGGCCAUGAGCUCAUAUGAGAUGCGUCUUGCUGUGGAGGCAGCAGGUUUUAAACUGAAUAACAGACUGAACCAGAUUCUGGUAGCCCGAUAUGCAGAGAAUGAGAUGAUUGACUUCGACAACUUCAUCUGCUGCUUGGUCAAGCUUGAGGCCAUGUUUAGGUAUUUCCGGCAGUUCGACAAGGAGGGGUCAGGAGAGGCUGAGAUGAAUAUCACAGAGUGGCUUUACCUGACAAUGUGUGGUUGAAGAGGACCGUCUUCACUGAAGGAGGGUACAGUGCGUGCAGACUGCCAUGAACCUGUAACCCCGAAGACCCCUCAGCCUUAGUUGACUUGUUGAUCCUUUAACACAUCCCACCUCAACGUAGCAAACGUAGCAAAAGAGCUAAUAACCGAAAAACAAAGUCCAGCCAAGCUAAGUGUCUCCAGGCGGAAUUCGCUGUGCAACUAUGCAAACCUACAGCAUGAAGCAGUCACUGGGCCACAUGAGGUCAUCUCUGUAAAAACAACAUGAGUCCAUGCACGACAAAAAUCACCGUAAUGUGCAUCGUGAGUUUAUUUUAUAUUUCUACAUUUUAGCUUUGCUGUCUGUGUGAAUGUCAUCUGAUUUACUAACAAUAAUUUCACUGUUAUUUCAAAAUCUCAUGAAGUAACACAAAACAUAAAUCUGAAGAAGUCUGUUACUGUGGUGUUUUCAAAGGUGAAGUCUUAUGGUUUCUCUUAAUCAUUCUGCACUCACGUUUCCAGAUUUUAGACCAGAAAGAUUUUUACCAGGAAAUAAUUGCCUCAGUGUUAAGUCGGUAGUUUCAUUCAUCUACCUGUAGGUGGCAGUACAGACCUGUUCUAAUAUCACUGAUUUUAUUUUAUUUUUUUUAUGUUUUUGGGCAUUUGAUACUGAAGUUUAACCUGUUUUUACAAUACAACAAACAAUUCUUCUGUUAAAGUUGAAGUCAAGCAGCUGACCCUUGUUUAGUUUUACUUGAUUUGUUUUCUUUCUGCACUGAGAUUUUAGUUUAAGGAAGCUACCAGUGCAGUUGCCUCAACUUAGUGAGAAAUACUCAACAUUUACAGGGAUCACACUAUACUGAAUGCCUUAUAAACGACACCAUGAUUUUAUAAGCAGCUAUUGAAAACAUGCUUGUUAUGAGUUUUGCGUUGUGAAUGUAUGUUGU